AUGACUUCGACUGACCCCACUAACCCCUCGAUUGACGAUGAACUUCAUCUUGAGGGUGAGCCUGCUCCUGAGCUCCUCGAGGGGCGAAUCUGGGUCGAUGGCUGCUUUGACUUCUUCCACCACGGCCACGCUGGCGCUAUUGUGCAGGCCCGUCAAUUAGGCGAUGAGCUCUACGCUGGCGUUCACUCAGACGAGGCCAUCCUCGCCAACAAGGGCCCUACAGUCAUGAACCUCGCAGAACGACUCGCUGCUACUGACGCUUGUCGCUGGGUCACCCGUUCAGUCGGCCACGCGCCCUACGUGACUUCUCUCCCCUACAUCUCCCACUACGGCUGCAAAUAUGUCGUGCACGGCGACGACAUCACCUCGGACAGCGAUGGUAACGACUGCUACCGAUUCGUCAAGGAGGCCGGUCGAUUCAAGGUGGUUAAGCGCUCACCUGGAAUCUCUACCACCGACCUCGUCGGGCGCAUGCUUCUCUGCACAAAGACGCACUUCAUCAAGUCCCUCGAGAAGAAACUUGCCGGUGAAGAGGGCCACGGCACACCGGAGGAGCGCAUCGCUGAGGGCCAGCAGAUGCUGGAGCGCAUGAAGCUGUAUGCGACAGACGCUUCGGGCAAAGCACCCGGCGCCGAGGUGUUCUUCUGGAAGGCGUCGCAGGUCGCCAAGGCGGAGGAGGGUGAGGAGGAAAGGGGCAGUUUCCGACAGCUUAUUGAGGGACCCGGACCUAAGCCCGGCCAGCGCGUUGUGUACGUUGAUGGAGGUUAUGAUCUCUUUUCCAGCGGACACAUCGAAUUCCUGCGCCAAGUCCUCCUUGAAGAAGAAAAGCUCGCUCGUGAGCAGGAUUGGUAUUCCGAACAAAACGUCAAUGAGCGUCUCGGCAAGGGUGAGGAUUAUCCCCCCGCGUACGUCGUAGUAGGCGUGCACGAGGACGAGGUCAUCAAUCAAUGGAAGGGAAUCAACUACCCCAUCAUGAACACCUUCGAGCGCGGUCUCUGCGUACUACAGUGCAAGUACAUCAACGCCGUCAUCUUCGGCGCACCCUUCUCUCCCACAAAGCCCUACCUCGACACCCUACCGCGCGGCACCCCAGACGCCGUGUACCACGGCCCAACCUCCUUCAUGCCCCUGACAUACGAUCCGUACACGGCACCCAAGGCGAUGGGGAUCUACCGCGAGAUCGGCGCGCACACGUUUGCGCACGUCAACGCGGGCGAGAUCGUGCAGCGCAUCAUGAAGUCGAGGGACAUGUACGAGGCGCGCCAGCGGGCAAAGGGCGAGAAGGCGAGUGUUGAGGCGGCGGCGCGCGAGAGGGAGAUUCUGGAGGAGGAGCAGCGAAAGAAGGAGGCUGAAAGGGCGUAG
Fusarium mangiferae is the source of this 1362-nucleotide messenger RNA. RefSeq lists its product as uncharacterized. Gene Ontology annotation, biological process: phosphatidylethanolamine biosynthetic process. Gene Ontology annotation, cellular component: cytoplasm. The coding region runs from base 1 to 1362 and encodes 453 amino acids. NCBI's taxonomy places the organism in Eukaryota, Fungi, Ascomycota, Sordariomycetes, Hypocreales, Nectriaceae. The transcript has 4 exons. The record is from RefSeq and is a predicted model, not a curated record. Gene Ontology annotation, molecular function: ethanolamine-phosphate cytidylyltransferase activity.